Messenger RNA from Labrus bergylta (ballan wrasse), 1394 nucleotides. RefSeq names its product sorting nexin family member 21 (gene snx21). Gene Ontology annotation, biological process: protein transport. Gene Ontology annotation, cellular component: early endosome membrane. The record is from RefSeq and is a predicted model, not a curated record. Lineage: Eukaryota; Metazoa; Chordata; Actinopteri; Labriformes; Labridae. Gene Ontology annotation, molecular function: phosphatidylinositol phosphate binding.
ACCCCCCUCCCCCCCCACCCCCGCGGAGGCCUGUUGGUGCCAUGGCGUCCCGGCUGUUGGACCGUCUGAAGCGCUCAUUGUUUAAGGAUGGACAGGGGGCGGGACCAGAGCAGGAAGCAGGAGAUGCACAGGAAGAGGAGGAGUUUCGAGAGGACAGCUGGGAGGCAGAGCUGGAGGAGGAGGAGGAGUGUGUGAGCGACCGGCUCGGGGGGACGCUCUGCUUCGACAGCGGAGGGGGAGGGGAGGACGGAGGCGAGGGAGAAGGGUCUGAGUUCGACAGCGACUCCGACUUCAUGGGAGAGUCGAUGGAGGAGGGGCUUAGCAGCACGGAUGCCAGUCCAGUGGGCGUGUCCCCUGUAGGCCCCUCCCCCUCCUCCCUGCUGACUCGGCAGCUUCAGGAGAGCUGGAGGAGCCUGCGUGGACUCGGAGGAGGAAGCACCUCGUCCAGUGGGAGGAGGAUGACGGACUGCUUGAUGUUUGAGGUGACGGACGCCAGUGUGGUGCAGGACGCCGCGUCCAAAUACGUGGUGAGUCCAAAUAUGGACAACAAGCUUUACACCAUCCAUGUCAUCCAAUCCGGCGGCAGCGACAAGACUCCAGCCAUCAUCACCCGCCGAUACUCCGACUUCCAGCGGCUCCACGCCACCCUGCGUCGUAACCACGGAGACCAGAUGGAGCGUGUCUGUUUCCCACGGAAGAAGCUGAGGAGCAACUUCACAGCAGAGACGAUCGCCAAGCGGAGCCGAGCCUUUGAACAGUACCUGUCUCACCUGUGUUCCCUGUGCGGCCUGCGGGGGGCGCUCUGUGUCCGACAGUUCUUCUACCAGAGCGACCUGCAGACUGCACAGCUCCUCAUCAGGGUGGGACGUCACCAGGAGGCCUUGGGUCCGCUGCUCAACGCCAAGAGACUUCAACAAAAACUGGGCUGGGCAUGUUACUAUGACAGCCAGGCUCAGGCCCCGCCCCCUGCCCCCUCCCAUUGGUUCUUCACCUUGGUCGGGCUGUCGUGCUGUUUCCAGGAAGUGGACCAGCUGGAGGAGGCGAGGGAUCACUGCGACCUCGCCCUCCGCGUUCUCGUCCCCGCUGACGCUCAGACUGAGUCGGACGAUAAGCCCCUCCCACUCACAGAUACACCACACCCCCUCCUGUUACCGUUGUUACAGGCGGUGGUUCGGCUGUCGUGGCAGACGGGAAAAGAUAAGCGCCAGUGGGAGGGGCUCCUGAAGCAGCUGGAGGAGCUGUGGGCGGGGCUUGACAAUCAGCCGACUGUGAAAGAGUUUCUGGUCAAACAGAAUCUGGAGGAGAGCGAGGGGGAGGGCUAGAAUCACACACACACACACACACACACAGACACACACACACACACACACACACACACACAGACACAGACACAG